Messenger RNA from Benincasa hispida (wax gourd), 633 nucleotides. NCBI's taxonomy places the organism in Eukaryota, Viridiplantae, Streptophyta, Magnoliopsida, Cucurbitales, Cucurbitaceae. The record is from RefSeq and is a predicted model, not a curated record.
AUGGCGUCUCUCGUUCUUCUCCUCUCCGAACUCCUCCGUCACCACAACACCAAUCCCGACUACUGGCUCACUAUUCCUCUUCCGCCGCCGCCGUCGCCGCCGCGGACGUCUUCUUCUGUAGCCGGAAAGUCGCUGCUGCCGAGUGAGCGCUGUUACAGCAAUAAGAGCCGAAUCUGUGCCGAUGAGACUGUAAUCGAUGAGUUUCUCAAGGAAUCCAGGGCUAUAGGCACAGUUGUUGGUCAUCGAGAUUACUCAUCUGCUUCCGCUUGGCACUCUGAUGGUCGCAUGUUUGCUACUGGGAAUCAAGACAAGACAUGCCGAGUAUGGGAUGUUAGGAAUUUCUCAACACCCGUUGCAGUUCUAAAGGGACAUAUUAGUGUUGCUCGAUCGAUCCGUUAUUCAUCUGAUGGUCAGUUCAUGGUGGUUGCUGAACCUGUAGAUUUUGUACAUGUGUAUAGCACGAGUGUAUAUUACAAAAAGAGGCAAGAGAUAGAUUUCUUUGGAGAGAUCUCGAGGGUGUCAUUGAGUCCAGAUGAUGAGUCUCUGUACAUAGGAAUAUGGGAUAGGACUUAUGCAAGCUUACUACAAUAUAACAGGAGGCAUACCUAUGGAUAUAUUGAUUCAUUCUUGUAG